Plasmodium malariae is the source of this 21255-nucleotide messenger RNA. Its product is annotated as conserved Plasmodium protein, unknown function. Gene Ontology annotation, biological process: protein deubiquitination involved in ubiquitin-dependent protein catabolic process. The record is from RefSeq and is a predicted model, not a curated record. NCBI's taxonomy places the organism in Eukaryota, Apicomplexa, Aconoidasida, Haemosporida, Plasmodiidae. Bases 1 to 21255 code for a protein of 7084 amino acids. The transcript has 2 exons. Gene Ontology annotation, cellular component: cytoplasm; nucleus. Gene Ontology annotation, molecular function: cysteine-type deubiquitinase activity; K63-linked polyubiquitin modification-dependent protein binding.
AUGAGCAACUACAUAUGGAAUAACACGUAUUCGUUAGAGUUUUUAAGUGAAGACUUCUACGAUUUAAAUAUAAGUACAAAGGACAAUGUGUAUGAAAUAGUGAAAAGGAAGAAAGACGGAAACGAGGUGGAGAAUUUGAAUAUAAAUAUUAGUAAUCACAUAUGUAUGUUUGUUCAGUUAUUAGACAAUCUGUUAGGUAAGAUAAGUUAUAACAAUAGUCCAAUCAACGAUACGUUAAAUUAUAAGAAAUUAUUUGAUGUGUUUAAUUUUAUUAAGAAUCAGCUAUAUAAUUGUGAUUACAGUUUGUUUUUAAGAAUAUAUUCUAUUUAUUAUACCUACAAUCAUCGAAAAAAUGGCUAUCUAGAUGUGAACAAUUUGUAUUCAUUCAUUUUAGAUAUAAUAAAUAAAAUUGAAAAUUUAAAUGAGAAUAAUUUCUUAAUAUUACCAGGGGGAUUUUAUUUACAAAAAGAAAAGUUGUUAGUAAAAAUUUUAUAUAUUAUACAUAAAAAAAAUAAUCUAUAUAGUUUUGCUGUUUUAAACAAUUCUAUAUAUGGUAUUCAAUACCAUUCGUUCAAAGUGGAUGAUAUAGAUAACUUGGGUGUUCUACUAAGAGAUGUCAUAUUAUGUAUAAAAAAUAUUAACAAAAAUUACUUAACAAAUUCAUUAUUUUGGUUAUGUUUAUAUCGUUUGUAUAUAUUUCCAAAUACAGAAAAUGUUGAUAUAUUAUAUCAGAUAUUAUUGCCCUAUUUAAAUAAUUCGUUUUUAACAAAUAACUGGAAUUUAAGUAACAACAAAACUGUUCGAGUAGUUGAUCACACAGGUAGUAAAGAUGGAUCUUCUGACUUAAGCAAAGAUAUUUACCCCAGUGAUAGUACCACAAGUAUAGAGGCAAAUAAAGUUUCAAAUUUUAAAAUUUACAAUGAAUCGGUAAAUCCAGGAGGAGGGAAUACUUCUAACCAGGCUAAUUAUUCUAACAUUUUGUAUGGCAAUCAAUAUAACUUAAGCGAUUUGAAUGGUCUACAUGACAAAUCUAGUGGCCUGAAGAGUACAGAUAAUUUAGUAGCGCUUAGAACAAUAAAUAGUGCAAACAGUACGAACAAGUUUGACAAAAUGGACGGUUUUAAUCAGAUGAGUGGUUUGGACAAUUUUGGCAAUGUGUACCAUAACGGUGAUAGUAAGACGCAUCCUACUGCUAACCAUUUUAAUGGAAUUGAUUUGGGGCAUGCUACAUUUUACAGUAAUGAGGAAGGUAAAAACAUGUUCACUAAUAACAUUUUUAACGAUAACAUACAUGGAAACAUGCGGGAGGAUAAACAUAUGAAUUAUUACGGAUCGAGAAAUGAGAGAAUGAAAAAAGGAAAGACAACAAAAGAAAAUGAUAAAUAUGGAGGUAUAUAUGUUAAUAUAUAUAAAAAUAAAUUUACUUCCUUUUCAAUGAGUUUAUAUUAUUCUAUAAUAUAUAUGUUGAAAGUUCUGAACAUUCAGGAGGAAGAUAUUGAGGUAUGUAAAAUUUUUAUAUAUUAUAGUAUUGUUUUGAAGUUAUGUGAUGACCUGUUCAGGCUUGAUCAAACCGAACGGAAAGAAGCAAAAGCGGAAAAUAGAGGCAGGGGUAGUGAUGGGAAAUAUAGCAGCACUAACACUAAUAACAACAGCAAUAACAAUAACGAUAGCAAUCAGGUGUACGAUAGUAUUAGUUAUGGCAGUUUCAAUGGUAAAGGUAAUUACAGUAACGAUUACUUCUACAACGACACUUACAAUUACAAUCAGAGUCAGAACUACAGCCAUAACUACAGCCAUAACUACAGCAACAACCAGAGCUACAAUUCUGUUAAUAACAGAGGAGGAUUUCCCAAUGGAAAUGGUGGAAAUAAUAAUAAUACCAAUGAGUACAAUUCCCACGCAGCAGAAAACCUUUUCAGUAGGAACAACGAAAGGAAGAGUAGCAACAGCAAGAUAGAUCGUGUCUUUUUUGUUUUCCUGGAUAUGAGUGUAAGAAAGUUGUGUGUGCUUUUCCAUAUAUAUUUUUACAAAAUGAAAGUAGGUAUAUAUGAUAUUAAGAAAAUAAUUAAUAGUGAUAUUUUGAAUGAUAUAUUGAAAAAGGUGUUAUUUGUGAAAUAUAUGUAUAACAAGAUGGAAGUAAAAUUAUAUUCAGACUUAACAUUAAAUGUUGAUAUUAUAAUAAAUAGAAACUACAACAAUUCUAUAAAGUUUCCUAUGUAUGUAAAAUUUGAAGAAGAAUUACAUAAAAAUUAUCGUAAAAUUGAAAUUAAAAAAGAUAUUAAUAUUCCUAUAUCUUUUUAUAUUUCCAAAAGGACUGUUAAUACAUUUAAUGAUUUAUAUAUUAUAUUAUAUCAAACUAAUUUAAUUACAAAUAUUUUAAUAAAUCAAAAAAGAUAUAUAAGACAUUGUUACUUGUUAGCCUUUUCUUUUAUUAGUCACAUAAUAAAUAAUGUUUUACCAUCUCCUAAACAUUUUAUUUUUUUAUCAAAAUUUCACACAAUGAAUAAAGCUUUACAGGCAAGCAUUUUUAAUGAAAUAUAUCACAUGCACAAUAACAUAUAUUUUAUAACAUGCUCCAUAAAUGAAAAUAAGCAAAUAGUAAUGUAUAAAAUUAUUAACUGUUCCAUGUUACUAUUUUUAUACGAUUUUUUGUUAAGGAUUCCUUGUGUUGAUAUUUGUUCAAUUUUUUCAAUUCAUUAUAACGGAUUUUCGUCUAAACCUAGUAGACCUAUAUGCCAUUGUAGAUCAAAGGAUAGGCAGCAGAAUCAUCGGGAAAAGGGAAUGGGGGAUAAAAAACAUUUUAUCCAUGGAGAAAAGGAAAGAAGAUCCGCUAACGACUGCAAUGUUGGUAUAUUGAGUCCAAGUUGUAGCAUUAGCAAUAGCAAUGGUACUAGUAAUGGUAAUGUUAAUGGUUUCAAUUUGAAUAAGUUAAACAUCAGUAUACCUUGUAGCAGUUCUAAGAGUGGUCAUGGUGUGCAAACUCGUGUAAAAAGUUUGAACGUAGCAGGCAAAUAUUCACAAAGUAAUGCAAACAAUAAUGAUAGCUACUCAUCGUUAGAUGAAUGCAUGCAUAAAACUGAGGACUCCCUGAAACUGUCAGGCUAUUGUAUUGACAUAUCGGUAUUAGAAUGCUUUAGUAACUAUAUUUUAAUAAUAAACCCUAAAUUGAAUAUAAUAAGAUCAGAUGUUAUUGAAUAUUUUUACAAAAUUAAUGAAAAGAAAAUUAACAAGAACAGUCAGUUGUUUUUGUUUGAAAAAAGUGGGGACAUAAAUACUAGUGAAAUAGAAAUAUUAGAGAAUAUAAGUUUAGAUCUAGGAUUAGAUAGAAAAAAAAAUAAUAUAAUAGAAUAUUAUUGUGGAGAAAAUCAAUUAUUUAAACAAUUAGUACCUGAGUUUUAUCAUUUAAGAGAUAUGCUAUUCUUAUUUAAGUCCUAUAUGUGUCCAUAUAUUGACAAAUUACCUCCUGUAAGGGUAUAUAAAUAUGAUGAUAUUAACUUGAAAUUUACUUAUAAAAAUAAAUUAUAUAUUAGUGUAUUUAAUAGGAAAAUUGAUAUAUGUGGAUAUAUGUGUCAGAAUAAAGAUACCAAGUUAAAUUUCUUUUCCUUCAUUUAUCAAUUUAUGCAAUCAUAUGAAAAUAAAAAAAAUAAUUGCAUAUUAACAUAUUCCAAUCCGAAUAUGUACACAAAUACUUAUAUUGAAAAUGAACUAGAUGUUUUGUAUGUAAACGAUUUACCUUUUUUUCAUCCAUCUUUAGAUUUAAGGGAUGUAGAAAUUUUGCUUCAAUAUUUGACUGUACCUUAUAUUAGGAUACCAUUAAUUUUAGAAUUUUUUUGUGAUAAAAAGAGAAUAAAAAGUUUUCAGUCUUUUGACAUUCAACAAUUAUUAUUGUGUAUUUUGUUUGAACCGUACAUAUUUAAAAAUAAAUAUAAAACUAUUCAAGAGGAUAAUUUUAUUCCUUCAAAGGAUAGAAAUAUAUUUGCAACCAAAUACGGUCUAUUAAUUAAUGAACUAAUUCUAAGCCCAAAGAAUAUUUUAUGUAGUAUUUACACAUAUCUGGAAUUACUCUUCAGUUUUGAUAAGGAAAAUAGUAAUAGCGGAAGAGUUAAUAUUGUUUUUAUCAUCAUGAUAUGUACAUAUGUCAACUCGUACAUAAAAUUAAUCGUUGAAACGAAUAAGGAAAUCAGAUUUAAUUUGGAAAACAUUAAAAAUAUACUUGUGAAGAUUGGGUUGGCCAACAGAGAGAAGAUUUUAUCUCGUUGUGGUAAAGACAAGGAACCAAGUGGAAGUAGAACUAAAAGUAGAAAUAGAAGUAAGAACGAAAGAGCAGGAAGAGGGGGAAGAAAAAGGAAAAAACAAAUGAAAAGAAAAAUUCGUACACUGAAUAAGCUUAGAAAAAAACUCAUAAAAAAUGAAUUAUACUGUUCGGAUGAGGUUUUAUUACAUCUAGAUACGUAUUAUAAAAAAAUAAAAACAAAAUUAGAAAAUGAAAUAAUAGAAAUUUUAUUAAAAUAUAUUAGAAUAUGUGUACAGAAGAAUGAUAUAACCACAUGUUGUAUUUAUCAUGGAUGUAUUUUGUUAAUAUAUAAGGACAUAAAGUUUAGAGAGCUAAAUAAAAGUAAUGCAAAGAAUUUAUUAUCCUCCAUAUUUUUUAUCUUAACAUACUAUAAUUUUACUGCUGAAACGAAUUCUGCUGAUUUAAAAAAUAUAUAUGGAUUAGGUUCCCUUUUUGUUAAUACAAAUGAUCAUGUUGAGAACACUGUAAAAAUAGUUAAGAAGUAUGAAAGGACACCUAAGGAUAUGCUUAAUGAUACGAAUAAACAGAAUGAGGAGAAUACUUUUUCUCUUUUGAUUAAAACCUUUUCCUUAUGUGAAUGUGAUAUCUUUAUUUCAAUACAUAAACAAAGAAAUAUGUUGUUAAAAUAUUUGGAAAAAAAUGAAAUGGAUCGAAAUGUUAUAUUUGAACAUACUAUUCACAUAUGCGCAUGUGUUCAUGAAAAUAAUAAAAAUGUGUAUAAUCGUACAAUUAGUAAAUACAAUUCUAAUAUCUUCCUAAAUUUUCACUCAAAUGAAAAUGUUAUAAGAAAAUGGUUACCUGCGCAUAAAUUUAAGCACAUUGGAAUUUAUACCAUAGAAAAUGCUCAUAAUGAGAUGAAUGCUACACGUGUGAAGGAAAAACAGAGAGAUAAAAUUGAGGUGGAUAAAAACAGAGGGACUAACACGAAUUACUAUUUCACGUCCUCCACUUCGCCAUCCUCGACCAUCUCAUCCGUUUCGUCUGCUUCCUUCGAUUCGUUGAAUUCAGUCGAUACGUUCAAUACAUCUUCGUCCCUUAGAUCGUUUCAUAGAAACAAUGAUGAUGAUGCUGAUUAUAUGUCCAAAGGGGUGGAGAAGGGGGAGAGGGAAGUAGUAGGUGAAGAGGGGAAUGAAAAAUUUUCAUUCUCUGUCGAUAAUGCUAGAGUUAGGAAUGAUCUUAGACCAGAAUAUGAAGCUGAAAAAAGAGAAGGGUUAUCUGGCACCCUUGACAAGAUGGGAGAUGGAACAAAUAAGGAUGAUGAUAAUGUCAUUAUAAGCACACAGAUGAAAGAUAGUGAAAUGAUUACUAUUUUCGAGGGUAAUAAUGAACAUGUUGUGGGGGAAAAAGGUAAGGAAGUAUGUUCUAAAAAGCAGGAAAAUGAUAAGAUGAAGAAAGAGAAAAACAAAAAGGACAAUGGGGUGGAAGAGAUGGCUAUCAGAUUUAAAGGGAGUAGAAAAAAAAAAAGAUACAGCGAAUAUUUAAUGGACUGGGCAGAUCAGGGCAAUAGCAUCAGUAAUAACAAUGGUUACAUAUAUCAUAGUAACAACUGCAGCGCUAAACGUAGCGAUAACAACAAUGGGAGUGAUGGGAAGAAUGCAGGGGUGAACCCGCUGCACGAUACGGAAUCUAUGCACAACAACACGCAGAACAAUAUACUAAAUUUUCCUUCGUUUUUUAAAAAUAAUGAGAAUUCUGUGGUCAAUGAAAAGAGGAAAAAAAAAAAGGAAAGGAGGAAGAAGGAUAGCAUUUUAAGUAAUAACAAGUACAUUUCGUAUAUUAAAAAAAUUUUAAAGGAGAAGAAUAUUUUAAUUAAUUUACAGCUAUUUACCUUUUCGUACAAAGAUAAUAAUAUUAUCACGUUAAAUGAAAACAUUAAGAAGUUUAAAAGCUAUAGAGAUGUUUUUAUGUACAGCAAGAAUUAUAUGAACACGGACAGGAGAAAAAAAGUACAUAAAAUGAAAAAAAAUAUUAAAGUGCUUAUUACUCAGUCUUACCAAAAUUUCUGCACAUUUAAUAUUAUAGGGAAAAAGCAUAACUUAGAAGUAUGGAGAAAUUCGAAAAAAGUGACAAUGAAAAAUUUGAUGAGUUAUGAAUAUGACAAGUCCAAAAUAUUUUACAUCAAAAGUACUAGUCUUCUAAAUAACAUGAAAUGUUUGGGAAAUAGCAAUAUUAUCGGUAACAGUAAUAUUAACAGUUACAAUAACAGUAAUAUGAGCAGUUACAAUAACAGCAAUAAUAUCAGUAACAAUAUUGGUAACAGUAACGGUAAUGACAAUGGUAAUAGUGUUAGUAAUAGGAAUAGGAAUGAUGAGGAAGGUGGAGAUGAGUUUAACAACAGAAGUAUGAAUAUGACAAGCUUCUAUAAUUUCCUGUCGGGUGAGGUAAAGAACGGGGUACUAUACGAACAGGAGAAUAAUGAUAUAUAUAUAAGAAUCAUAUGGAAAUAUAAUACGAAUGAAUUAAAUAAAAUUAAUGGGCAUGAUACGAAAGGUGCUAAAAUGAAUGCAGAGGAAUAUAAAGCAAGGGAAAAUGCGUUGGACAAAAAUGAAGAUAAUAGUUGCAAAAAAGAUUACUACGAUUUGAAAUCAUUCAAUAUAAAUUACGAAACACAGAAUAUUGAGGGUUUAUUUAAUUUUAAAUAUGAAGAGAAUCAGUAUGAUAGCAGUUUAAUUAAUACUACUGAGGAAUCUUCCUUUAGUGACGAAACUAGGGUACUAUCAAAUGAAAACAUUGAGUAUAAUAAGAAAGAUGAGAAAAUGGUAGUAACCAAAUCGGUUAGAAGCAGUCCUAGCUCAUCUGCUACUUAUGAGACUAGUUUAUGUAGUGAUAUUUCUGCACAUUUAGAUGAAGAUUUGAAUGAUAUUAAUUACAAAAAGAAGAAUGAUAUGGUAAGUGGUUCAGUCAAGGGAGUAAAAAUAACAGAUGCAAUAUAUUAUAAAAAUAAUAAUAAAAAUAUACAGAAUAGUAAGGUAAAAGGUGCUAUUAAUAAUAUUGAUAAAAACGAAUUAGAGAAAAAAAAUAAAAAUAGAAAAAAAAAUAGUGUCGAUUUGGAGGAAUGCGGAUUGAAAGAAAUAAUUUAUCGAAAAGAUAUGGAUUGUAUAUUUAUUUAUAGUAUAUAUUUUAAUAUGAAUGGAUUUAUAAAAAAGUUGUACUACUGUAGUGAUGUAAAAAAGAUAUAUUUCUCAACAAGUAUAAACAGAUGCAAGAAUUUAUUUUACCAUUUUGAAAAUAAUAAUGUACGUCUUUGCUACUAUAACAGUAAAGAGAGUUAUGAAAAAUAUACUAUUUCUAUAUCUAGAAAUAUUUAUAACAAUAUUCAAGUACAGACUUAUUUGAAUCCAUGUUAUCUGUCUACGUUUGUUCCUAAUAUUCUCCUUCAGUACUACAACUUUUGGUAUAAUAAUGAUGAUAGUUUAAUAGGAGAAAUAAAAAAUGCAAAGAAAAAUAAAAAGAAUAAAAAUUGUAUUAUCUACAUAAAGCUCUUUAAUAACCUUAGUAAUGAUGCAUGGGAAGAGGAACAUAAUAAUAACGUAUCAAAUGAACAAAACACCAAAGGAACUAAAUGCUUAAAUAUUUUUAAAAAUGGGUUGUUCAAACAUGAUAAGAAGCCGAAAUAUAAUUUUCCUUAUGGUAUUAUUCAAAAAUUACGAAUAUUCAAUAGACCAAAAAGUUCGAAAAAAAUAACAUCUCUAAGGAUAAAUGAAGAUUAUAAAGCCUUAACUUUUAUUAAUAUUUUAAGUUAUGAAAACAAUCAAGUUUAUGAUGAUUUUUAUAACAUUCUUAUGAAAUUUGAUCAUAUAACGUACAUAUUAAUAUAUACGUUAAACGUUCCACCUUUAUUUGAUAAUCGAAAGGGUCCUUCCCCCUCGGAUGUUAGCUUUGAUAAGAGGAGACCACAUUGCAGUGGUAUUGUUAAAAAUGUUCCUAUUACGGUCGAUUUAAUCGAAAUUCCUAGGUUAAAUUUAACACUGCGGAGGAAUAACGUAGACAUAAAGAUCAGCAGCAAUAAAGAAAGAGAGGGUAACAAGAACCGAAGUACUGACGGCAUCAAGGAAAUCAGUAAAAAUGGAAAUAGUGGUGGAACAAUCGAUGGAACCACUGAUGGUAACAUUGGGGGAAGUGCCAACCCUAGUGGCAAGAAGAAGGACGGCUGCAAAUACUACUUCGAGGAACUGAACAUGUUUUUGUACAACGGGAGCAUGCAAAAGUACACGUAUAUUUAUAACGUAAUAAAAAAGAUGAACAACACAGUACUAUUACAAAAUAGCAAAAAUGAUCUCUUUUUUUUGGUAUCCUUAUUAAAUAAACCUUUUUUUUUGAAUAUUUCAAAUUUGUAUAAAGAGUUCAACAAGAAAAAUAUUCACCUGUGCACAUUAUUAGAAAAACAUAUUAAUGUUCUGUUGAAGAAUUAUAUGUACGUUACUAUUUAUUACCAUAAUUUUAACAUCAACACAACUGUUAAAAAAAAUGUGGAUGUAUUUAAUGAAAAUACAGAAAAGAAUAACUGUUCAAUGCAAUAUAUUAUUCUGUCUGUUCAUAGUUCUAAGCUGUUUUUAAAUUUUCGAAAUUUAUAUAGUUGCUUUUUUUUUAUUGUCAAUAAAUACCUGAACAAAGAUCAUGAGGAAGUAAUGGAAUAUUGUAACAAUUUAAGUAUAUGUAAAGAAGAUAUUAAAGAAAUAAAAUAUUUAUUAAAUAUAUUAAAUUAUUGUGAUAAUACUAUUUAUUCAGAUGUAGAUUCUUGUGCAUGCAGAUUGAAAAUCUUUUUGACCCUAUCAAAACAAACGAAAGUAACUCUCCGAAAAAAAAGACAUAGAGUUAGUGUAAAAAGAAAUGCGUGGAAUAUGGAUGAUUAUUAUAAUAUUUUUAAUUAUGUAAAAUCGUUGUGGUAUUUUGAAAAAACAGGAGAAAAUGAAGACUCUAGUGGUAAUGAUAUGAAUAUAAGUGAGGAUGAUAAUGAUACUACUAAUAUGAAGGGUUUACUACUCUCACAUGGUAAAACAUCCAAAAGUACGAAAAGAAGAAAUGUUAGCGAUGCACAUGAUAAUAGUGAUACCAGCAGAAGCAGCUGGAGUAGUGAGGGUGGUGGUUACUACUCGUCGUCAAAUAGCUUCUCAUCCUAUGAUAGCAAUUAUGUGUCAUCAGAAAAGGAGAAUAAAAAAAAGGAACUUAAUGCGCAGGAAAAAAUUAUUGUAGGGGAUGAGGACGGGGGUAAGGAAAACAUGAGCAGAAGAAAUAGAAAAAAAAUAAAUAAAAUAAAUAAAUAUUGUAAUAAUAAUUAUGAUAGUAGAAAUCAAAGUAGUUACACUAGUUGUCAUAAAAGUAAUACAAACAAAAUGAAUAAGAAGAAAAGAAAUGCAGAAAGCGGUAAGAAAAAAGAUCAUCAUCAACAAAGUGGGAAAAAAAAAUCGUAUAAUGAAAGGGAUACAGCUUAUUAUGAAAACUCAGAUAAUAGUAAAAAUGUGUAUAUAUAUUGGGAUAUAGUUAAAGACAUUUUAUUUUAUAUAAACAAUUUAAUAUACAUUAAAGCAAAGUGCAAAUUAACCAUUGAUGAAGAAAUAUUUUUAUAUCAAAAUUGUAGUAUUAAUAUACAUAAAUAUAAAUUAAUAUACAAUAGAUAUAUAAUAUUAAAUAGUAUAAUAGAGUCCAAGUUCACCAGUGAUAAUUGCAAUCCAUUGUUCUUUUACAAUAUAUUAAAAAAGAAGCAAAUAGAAAAUCAGAACAAGAUGAAAAAGUAUCAAAUUGAAUAUAGGAAAAGGAGUAGAAUUGAAAGCAGCUAUGCGAAUCAAAAGAUACAUAUGCAUCUAGAUGAUACUAGUUACAGUAAUACAGGAAUAGUUACUAAUAGUAAGAGAGGUGGUUAUAAUGAUGAAUAUGGUAUUAAAAAGAAUGAUGACACGUGGAAAAACAAGCUUUACAACAAUGUGCUAAAUCUAGAGAGUAUACAAAAUAACAUAACCCACUUGAAGAACUCAUUUAAUGGUAAAGAAGAAAAGCAUAUAAAGGAAGAUCACUUGGUUGUAUCUAUUAAUAUUCCGAAAAUUGAAACAGUAAAAUAUAUUAACAACAUAGAUGAAAACAUUUUUAUGAACAUAAACCUGUACGACAAUAUAGGUAAUAUAAUUAACAAUAUGUGUUAUAAAAAAGUAGAAGAUAAAAAUAAUGUGGAAGCGUUAACCUACUUAAACUCGUUAAUAAACUCCUUAGGGAUACAAAAUUUUUUUAUUAUCUAUAACUAUUUUAUGAAUAAUUUGAAUAUAAGAAUGGUUAAGGGAGAAAACACCUUUUUAUAUGGCAAUUUGUUGGCAAGAUAUUUGUAUUUUUAUAAUUAUAAUAUUAGUCAGUAUAGUAAAAUAAUUUACAUAUUUAUUUUUAUUAUUAACCAUCAGGAAGUCAUAAGUAUGUUACCAAAAAUUGAUGAUCAAAAAUUAAAAAAGAAUUAUUUGAAUUUUUUUAAAACCAAUGAUUCUCUUUUUACCUUUUUCAAUGAUAUUUUUAAAUUUGUCCAAAACCUUCAAAAAGAAAAAAAAAAAAAAAUAAAUAAAAAUAUCAUUCCGUUAGUAGUAGACAAUAACAUUACCAUUUCAACCUCCGAUGUAACUAUGUACCGUCUGAUAAUUAAUAUAAAUGUAGAUGAUUAUUUGUGUGAAAAGAGAAUUAUUUAUCCCUUCCAUAUUAAGAAUAACGUUCAUGUGGGUAGUGAACUACUCAAUGAGUUAUGUUUUUGUCCUUUUAAGAAGUUGUACAAGUAUUUGAGGAAGGUUAAACGAAAUUGUGUUGGUAGGAUUGGUGGUAGUAGUAGUAGUAGUACUAGUAGUAGAAGUCGUGGAGGUGGAAGUGGAAGAAGGAGCCAUGGUGGAAAGCACAACACUAAGGGCAAGGGUGAGAGCGCUUUACAUAAUAGAGAUGACGGAUGGGGGGACGAGUUCGAUAAUAUAAAGCUCGAAAAUGAAGUAGAAAAUUGUGAUAAGAAUAGUAUUAACAGAAGGAAUAUUCUAAAUUUUGAUUUUGAAGAGAAUAAUUUAUCUUGUCAAAAUACGUAUUCGAAAAAUUUCAUAAAGAAUAUGAAAGUUGACUAUAACAGGCACCUAGAAUAUGAAAAAAAAAAAGUAGACUAUGAAUUCAUUGGUUUCAGUGCUAAUGAAAUAAAAAUGACUUUUAGCAAUAUUAAAAAGUUGAAGGAGUAUGUAAAUAUGUUUGUAAGUAUAAAGGAUAUAUUAUUAGAAAUAUUCGUAGGCGAUAAUAAAUUACUUGAGUGUAUAAAUGAAUUUAUGGAGGAAGCGGAAAACGCAAAUAGAAACAUAUUGAACAUGGAGAACAGCAAAAUUCACCAUCAAAAUUUGGGAAGAGCUGAAAACGUUGAUAUGUUUUAUGUAAACAAUAGUCAAGAAAGUGAACAAAUGAGGAGCAAUCAUAUGAACCCAAGGAGUGGAAAAAGUUAUGCCGGUAAUGUUACAGAUUUGUCUACAAGUAACACUGUUGGUGUAUAUGAUACGAGAGGGGGAAGUGUGCAUACUGGUAGGAGUAGUAAUAACAAUGUAAGUAGCAGUGAUAUUAUCGAUCCUAGUAAAAAUAACUAUGAUAACAUUUUUAAUACGCUAGACGGGGGUCAUCUAAGGGACGAUGCGCAGGCAUAUACCAAUUACUUUUUAUACAAAUUCGGAGUAUUAGGAAAAGCGGAAAAGGAGAUAAACUUGAAAAUAUUAAUAAGUUGUUUUAUGUCAAAAUAUGCGUACGAAUAUUUAAUUAUGAUAAAUCCAAAUUUAAAAAAAGAAAACUCGGAAAAAUUUAUUAACAUCGUUUUGCUGUAUAUGUUAAUAAUGAACAGGAAAAUGUUUCUACAUGAAUGUAUUAGUAGUGUAAUAAACAUUCUAAAUAUAUUUAAGGUAUACAAUUUGAAAUUAAAAAUUUUAAAGCAAAAAGAGAAAUAUAUAAAAUCAACUACAAGUAGUGAUGUUAAUUCAGAUGUCCUGUUGAACAGAUUGAUGAAUAAACAAGAGAAAAUAAUAAAUAAAGCUAUUAAUACAAUUCAGUUGGGAACAAAGAAUUUGACGCAAUUGACCUUAACAGAGAGGCAUUAUUUCACAAUGAGAAGCAAAUGCAAAAAUCGAAAAAUAGUUUAUAAAAAUUUGAUGCACGACUCGGAUUCGUCCGAUGUAUCUACGUGCUAUUUUUCCAGCGAUCAGUAUGAAGAGGGAGUGGAACGGUCCAAGCGAGUGGAUCAGGUGGCACAGUUUGAAGGAAAGGAGAGAAAUAAAGCGGAUGGAAAUACAAUUGACGAAUUGGGUAAUUGGGCAAGUAAUUUGGGAGAAAAUUGGGGUAUUAGCUGGACGAAUGAAGAGGAUCAAAAAAAUAUGACUUCUUCACAAUGCAAAUUGGCUAAUCUUGGAAUGGGUGAAGAAGAGCAGAAGAGUAAAAAAGGAGAAUGCUUGAUUGAGAUAAAAGAAGGAGAUGAUAAUUGUUACUAUACUUAUGACCCCAGAUUACUAAUAUUUGAAUAUACGAACAAUUUAAUUAUUAGAAAAAAACAAGUAAAGAUGAUAAAAAAGUUAAAAAGAGAUUUUUUAAAAAAGAAAAAGCAAUACUGUUAUCAAAUAAUAAUGGGAGGAGGUAAGACGACUGUAUUAUCUCCUCUAUAUUUUUUAAUUUUUUCUAACUACUUUUUAAUAUUUAAUAUGUGUCCACAGCCGUUAAUACACUUUACAAUAAAUACAUUUCGCUCAAGAUUUUCAUCAAUCAUAAGAAAGAAUAUAUUUUAUUUUAAUUUUAGUCGUUAUAAUAAUAUUACAACAGAUUUGUACAUAAGUUUAUGUAGUGCAUUAGAAAAUAAGUACAUAUUAGUGACUAGUCCAACAUGCAUAAAAUCCUUAUUUUUAAAAUUGGUUAAUACUAUUCAGGAGUUGAAUAAUAUUAAAACAUUUGAUAUCAUAAAGCAAAAAGCAAAAACGCAUAUCACGGACGCAUUGACAAAAUUUUUGGGUUUCCAAAAUGAAGAUCAUUCUAUUAGUGUAUCGAAUGUAGCAAAUUUGACAAAUGUGGCGAAUUUAGGAAAUGUAGGUAGUAUGACUAAUAUGACUAGUGUAGCUAAUGUAGUGUCCUUUAGAAACACAAACAGAAAUAUAUCUACUCAAGGAGCGAGCAGUGGAUAUGGUUCAUCAUCAAUGGAUUAUAAUAUGUUGAAAAAACAACUUGAUUUGUCAGUAAGAAUAUUCGAUAUAUUAAAUAAAAGUAUAUUAUUAAUAGACGAAAUUGACAAUGUGUUACAUCCUUUAAAAAGCGAGCUACAUUGGCCAUAUGGUAUAAAUAGAGAUAUAGAUUUAGUUAACGUUGUUAGGAAUUUUACCGAUGUAUUUAUGAAUAACCCAUAUUUAAAAUUUUUAUAUGACAAGAAAAAUGAUGACGUCGAUAUAAAGAAUAUCAAAAUAUCAGUUGUAAACCGAAAUCAAGUUAGGAGCAAUUUGGCUGCCCAUAUUAAGCAGUUAAAGGAGGUGGAGACAAAAAGAAAUAUUUCAAACCGGGUAAAUUGCACGCACGAUAAUAGCGGAAACGAUGGGAACAGCUACAAUAACUGUGGUAAUUUCAACAACAUCAAUUACAAUAGCAGCAAUUACAAUAGCAGCAAUUACAAUAGCAGCAGUUACAACAUCAGCAGUUACAACAUCAGCAAUUACAAUAGCAGCAGUUACAACGCGUAUGAUGGUAACGCGUUUUCUAGGGAAAAAGGUAAGAGUAAAAAUGUAAUGGAAAGUAUGAACAUCUCAUAUGGUACACAUGCGUACAGGAAAGAAGACAGCAAUGAUUUGAGUGUAGUUAACAAUAGUGCUUUAAAAACUGUGGGUAAGUACGGAUCUAUGAAAAUGGUGAACAGCGCAGAAACGAAUCAUAGCUACUCGCAUAUCGACUUAAGUCUGUUCAGGUACAAACUAAGUUGGGUAUUAAUUGACUUUUUUUUUUAUCCUGUGUGUAAGAAAUUAACUAUACCUAUGAAUGUUUGUUUUAAUACUAAUACAGAUUAUAUUGAAGAAUUACUACUUAUUUUUGAUAAAGAAGUACAAAAAGGUAUAGAUAAUCAUGACAUUUCUAUAAUACCUCAUUUUCAUAUUAUUAACUUUAAUUGGUAUAAUAACAUAAUUUGGUUAGUUGCUCGUUAUGUGUAUUAUUUUCUUUUGUCUUAUAAAAUUACGGGAGUAUCCCAAAAAAUGGUUGAAUCUUAUUUAUGUAUUCCUUUAUGUAUUGGGUAUAAUGAUAUAUGUGUGAACAAUAAGUCGAAUAAUCAAACGGUUUUAAGUAACUCCACCAUUAGACGACUGUUGAAUAUUAAGAAGAUAAAUGCAAAGUAUAGCACUAAUAACGACAAUUAUGCAGUUGAUUUAGAUAAUAUGAACAUGGGUGAAAUGCAUAUACUCUCUAGUGAUUAUCACUUAAAAAUUUUUGAAAAAAUUAAUGCCAUAGAAUAUGUAUUCUGUAAAAUGUUAAAUCUCUGUCGCUUAUAUAUAAAUGGCAUAUUACCUUUCGUGUUUUCAAAAAUUAAUACUGUGCAUUAUGGUAUCUUAUCCGCUGAACAAAUUAAUAAGUGCCAAAUAAUUAUGAGUAAAAGCAGGUAUUUUCUAGCUGUGCCAUAUAUAGGUAAAGAUACCCCUUCCGAUAUGUCUGAGUACACAAAUGUAGAUAUUGUUGUUUCUUUUACUAUAUUAUCAUAUAGGUAUCAAGGUAUGAGAUAUUUUGAUUUUAUACUCUCCCUCAAAAACAUUUUAUAUAAUUACUCUUUGGAAAAAGAUUAUGAACAUAUUCAAAGUGAAUCAGAUGAUUCAUCUAUUUGUUCUGAAUAUUUGAGUGAUGAGGAAAGUGUAGCAGGAAGUUACUGUCACCAUAAGAAAAAGGAAAACAAAGAUAUACAUAAAAAGAAAAAUAAGAAACAUACUAAUAAUGCACAAACAAAUAGUCAAAAUAGUAUGGAUGAUGACAGUAGUUAUACUAAUACAAGUUAUGUUAAGGAAAACAGCUCGUAUUCUAGUAUUCUAAUUAAGAGCGAUAAAUCAUCCAAUACAUCGGUUAAAUGCAGCAGGUUGAUACACAAAGAGGGAAAGGCUAACAAUGGAGAAAAUGAAAAACGAAAUUGUUCUAACAGAGAAGCAAGCGGACAUGCUGCAUCACAUAAGGAUAGAGGUAAAAGAAAUGGUGCUAAAAAGAAUAAACAAGGUGGCCACUUUAAUAGUACUAAAAAUAAGAGCAUUAAGGAGGGGAAGAAGAAUGACAGAAAUGAUAUUAGUGCAAAUGGUAGAAGGAAGGUCAGAGGAAAAGACACCAAAAGAAGGGAAAAAAAGGAUAUAAAAAACAUGUAUUAUCUAUACAAAGAAAUAAUAGAAACGAGUGGAGCUAAAAUUAGAAAAACGAAAAAGGAUAUAAAUAAUAAUAAUUUCUUUUUUUAUGAUAAUAACAUAAAAAGGAGAACAGAAAAUAUAAAAAGAAAGUCAGGAAAUUAUGUAGACACAAUUGAUAAAAUAGAUCUGAAUGAUAAUGAAACACUGUAUGAUUUAUACAAUUUAACACGUAAAAACCCCUUGUUAAUUAGCUAUUUUUUAUUAGGUAUAAUAUUAGAAAAAUAUAUAAAGCAUACAGAAAAGCAGUUGUCCUCAAAUUCUCAGGAUUUAACAAAUAAUGUCUUAUUUAAAUAUGUAAUAGGAUAUAGUGGAACAAGUAAUGAUAUACUACCAGAAGAAAUACAUAAAUGUAAAUAUGAAAAGAGAACAAUUGGAUCGAUUAUCAACAUUUUGAAUGACACAAAUAUUGUGAAUUUUAUUUUUUUGCCAUCCAAAAUUUCCCCUAUUCAAAUAUUAAAAAGUUUGAGUUAUUCUAAAAUUAAAUUUAAUAGCCUUAUCGAUACAGGAUAUUUAAUUAAUAAUAUUUCCCCCAAAAAAGUAGCAUACUAUAUUUUGCAAUUUUUGGAUUACAUCGAUUGUUGCAUUUAUAUUGACAAUGGGAAGCAUAUGUGCAUGCUGCCAUUGGAAAAGAAAAAAAGAAAAACUAGGCGUAGAAGAAGAGAGGAAAAAAAUGGAAGCAAACACAUCUUACACAAGGAAAACCCAAAACGGGAGCAUUUGGAAGGGAUUACAGCAAUGGAAGAGGUUACACAAGGAGAAAUUAUCAAGACAUCUAUUGAAAAUGGUGAAGAAAAUAGUAAGGCGGAUAGAAGUGUAAACAAUAGAAUAGGGGCAUGUAUAAGGGAACAAAAAGCAAAGAAAAAAAGAAACAUGUGGAUGAAGAAAAAGUACAACAAACGUAGCAACAACAAUAACAGAAACUAUUAUAACAUUACGGAAAACAGAGGCAGUAAUAACAAUAGCGGAGGAAGUGCUGGCAUGGAGAAUAGUUUCAACAUGAACGUGGAAAUUAUACCUCUACAGGACUGUUAUGUACCGAUUAAAAAGAGGUUUAUUUAUUUUGAUCAUAUAAAUACCUUUGGACAAGAUAUAAAACAGUAUGUAAAUGCAAACAGUCUAGUUACAGUAAAUAUCGGAAAUGACAUUUCGUCAUUUAGUCAAGGUGUUUUUCGAUUGAGGUCUAUAGGUAUCAAUCAGAAAAUUUUUUUCUUAAUCCCCUUAUGCUUAGUUAAACUGAUGAACAUAAAUACUAAUCUGUUUAAGGAUAUGAUUUUUUCCUCUAAGAAGUGUAAUGCAGACGAUGCGCGUAGUAGUGAAGUGCCACUUAACGAUAUUUAUAGCAAGAAUGUUUUUAAAAAAUUUAAAAGAGAAAAGAAGAAAAUGCUCCAAGCAUGCAAUAAAAAUUACAGUGAGGACAGUCAGACCGAAUCGGAGCACAACAUGAGCGAUACCAUUUUAGUUAGCAGUAGCAAUAGAAGCAGCGGGGGCAGUGGAAGCAGUGAUUAUGAGAGCAGUGGUGAUGAUAGCAAGGAUGGUUAUAGCAAUGGUUGUUACGAGAAAAGAGAUAGUUACGAUAAAAACAGUUUUAGCAUGAAUAUGAGAAGAAAAGGAAGAAGAGAGGAUGGAGAUAGAAGAAGUUACAAUUUCAUUAAUGAGAAUGACGAGUGCAUGUUGAUGAUUGAUUGUUAUAAUAGCAUUUAUUUGGACGAAAAUACAAAAGGGGAUGUUUUAAAAGAGUUGACCCAUUACUUAAUUUUAAAUAAUAUAAAUAACAAUAUAAAACAGAGUGAACUCUUAUGUGUACAUGGAGUAGUGAAUAUUAUAAAGAAGAAGAGCAUAAAAAUGUUAAUAGACAAUUAUAUAAAUAUUGGUGUUUUGAAUUAUAGGGACUAUUUAGAUAUAUUUAACACGAGCAUAGAUUUUGAUAUUCAGAAUCAGGUGCCAUCAAAAAGUAGUUCUUUAUUAUGUAUUGUUCAGUUAAUAGAAAAAUUUCAAAAUAUUUUUAGUAAAGAAGAUGAACUAUUUUUACAAGAUAUAUUAUAUCGCUAUUUCUGUUUACACUAUGAUUUUUCAAAUAAAACAAUUUUUAUGUAUUUUGAUGCAUUUUUUCCGCGUAAGGAUUUUAUGAAAAGUAAUUUCCCCCAAAUUAUACUAGAUUUAUUUGAAAAGCUAAAAAAGAUAAAAAAGGACAACUCUGUUUUGUCUUUCAAAAAGUGCUACAGAAGUAAUUGUAAUGAUUACAAUGGGGAGGAUGACAAUUCUAUAGAUAACCAUCUGUUCAGUUUAGAAAAUGAACAGGAGAAAGAAAAAGAAAAAGAGAAGGAAAAGGAAAAGGAGAAGGAAAAAGAGAAGGAAAAAGAGAAGGAGAAGGAAAAAGAAGAGGAAAAAAUACCUGAAGAUCAAAAAAAGAAAAAUGUCAAGUAUAAAAAAGAUGAAUAUAAAUUAUACAGAUGGACAAUUGAUGAUAUUAAUACUGAUUUGUUUGGUGCAAAAAAGGGGAAGAAGCAAGUAAAUUAUGAUAAAAAGGAAGAAACGUACAAUACUAUUUCUUUAAUAAAUAACAAAGUUACAGAAACGUUUAUGAGAAUUCGGGAUAGUCCUUUAUUUAUUCCACUGAAUAAAAUGUGUGUAAACGACAUAUUCUUAAAUUUUCCGUCGUAUGUAUAUGUAUCUAAAAAUUUUAUAAACUCGGAUGCUAUUAAUACAAAGAAGGUGAAGAAGGUAAAAAACAUUUUACUUGUAAUCGAAUGUGCGCACAAGGAAGUUGAAAAUAUUCGUUUUACGGAAAAUAAUAAUUAUGAUAUAUACUCAGAAAAAGAAAUUUUAAAAAGUAUAUGGGAUAUAUUACAAGAAAAUAAUAUGGAAGAAAUUCUCAACAUUUUAGAUAUCAACCCUUUUAAGUAUUCUUACGAUUUGACAAAAUUGAUACUUGAUUAUCUAGAAAAAAAUAAAAAUAAAAAUGCAAGUUUUGUAAAUUUUACAUUCAUAUUAAAUCAACUUGAAUUGUAUUUUAGUAGUAAAAAUAAAAAGUAUAUAAUUGUAAGUUUGCAAGAAGCAGAAACAUUGAGAUACUACAUUCAUAAGAGGUAUAGCAUGGAAAAGGUAAAUAAAGCCCUAGCCGAUGAUAUAGGGGCUAUAUGUAUGAACCAGCACAAAAGAAGUUUAUCUUCAAAUAAAUGCUACACAACUAACGAAGCUGGAAGUAACACAAAUGGUGGAAUACAAAUGAAUAACGAAUGGAAGCAAACUCGUACAAAUGAGAAUUGUACAGGAGAAAAGAAUAACAUGGGUUCAAAUGUGUUAAACUCCUUUAAUGAUAAUACAUCAAAUAUCGGUUUAACAAAUGUGGAUAUGAACUUAUUUGACAUUUUUGACAAAAAGGGGGAUAGCAACAUAGGGGCAGAUGGUAACCUAAACAGCGAGAAAAUUGAAGAGAGUUGUAAUAAUAUGAAGGACUACAUAUCACAUGAUGUAUCUAUAACAGAUGGAUGGGGAUUAAACAACAAUCUUUCGAGCAUAUCGUUGGAGGAUAAGGAUAAUGUGGAUGGUGUUAGUGGUAACAAUGGAGGCAAUAGUAUCAGUAGUGCUAAUUAUGCUAACAGUACGAAUGAUAAUUUAAUCUUCGAAGAUAUGGAAAUUCAAAAUAAAAAGAAGAACUCUUCUAACAUAGUAGCAAUGAAUAGCAGUAGUAAACAGGUUAUUGGUAGAACACACAAUUUGGAACUGUUGGAUAUAUAUGAAAAGGAAAAAAUGAGGACGCGAAAAACAGAAGAGAAAAAUUUAUUUUCAGAUGUACAUAUAAAUAUAUACAAUUACCAUUUUUGGUUUACGCCUAUUGAAAUUACAGACAAAAAUAAUUUGAGAAAAUAUUUAUCAAGACAGGUACAAAUAGUUUAUAGUGUGUGUAAGUUUUUUAACUCGGAUAGAAAAUUUAUAGAUGCUCAUGUUAACUUACUAUUACAGUAUUUAAAUUUUAAUUCUCCAAAACAUCGAUUUAAUUAUUUUAAUGAGUUAUAUUUAUUAAGAAGAAUGAUGAAAGAAAAUUUAAAUAAAAGCUAUAGUUACAAGAGUUUAGAAAAACAUGUGCUUAUUCCUAAAAAUGUAGAACUAGAAAUUGCCGAAAAAAAAUUAUUCGAAGGAAAUGGGGAUAUAUAUGCGUUUAAAAUUAUGCAACAAAAAGUGAGACAAAGCUUAAAAAAGAAACAGUUAACGUUGCAAGAAAUUUUCGAUAAAGAUAUAGAUUACACAUGUAGUAGGGAAGAUAUAAAAAUUUUAUUUGACUUUUUAAAUAUACAUGAUAAUAAUUCAGUUAAUGUUCUCUUUGAUAUAUUAGGAUCAAAUGUAUCUCUUCAAGAUUUAUGUUUUUCACUUAAUCCAACAGAAAAUAUGAAAAAAUCGGAUUUCCAGAAAGAUCUAUAUGUAGAUGAAAAAGCAAGAUAUGAUGAGGAUUUCAUAAAAGAAGUGGAUAUGUGUUUAAAAAAUUUUAAAUUCUCCUUAACAGAUCAUACUUAUUUUAAGCUGAUAUGGUCAGGUAAAAUUUCCAAUCAGAGAAUUGUACAAGAUAUUGCUCUAGAUAAUAAAAAGGAGACGAUUUUAAUGAGUAAUGAAAAGGUUCCUUAUACAGAGAAAUACGAUGAUAAUGGUAUCAGUACCCAUGAAAAGGAUUUUUAUAAAAACUCAUCAACGAACGAUUUGCUGAGCGAUAUAUUUGGAUUUAGCAAAAUUCACAAUAAUAACAACAAUAUUAUCAGCAUUAAUAAUAAUGCUUAUGUUAACAGCGUCAAUAGUUGCAGUAUCAAUGGUAGCAAUGUCAAUGGAAGCAGUAUCCAUAUAGGUAAUAGUAAAUAUGAGCAGCAAGAGUUAGAUGGAAACAUGAAAUAUAUUGUAAAUAAUUCUGAACAGUUUUAUAUAUACGAGGCAGAAAACACGGAUCCAAAGGACAGAGGAAUGAUGAGUAAAAAUAAACACAAAAUACUUUUUGGUCAUUAUGCAUCAAAUAAGGCAAUGGAUAAUACUUUUCCAAUACUUGAAAUGACAGAUGUAUCUAUAAACAGUAUGUAUACAAGUGCAUCUGCUAAAGAAGUUUUAAAUUUAUUCUUCCCUCAUCCAAAAAAAUAUCUACUAUUAUGGCAUGAAGAUUAUUCUAUAAAAAAUGUAGAGGAGUGCCUUCAUAUAUGGAAACCAGUUCUCUCGUCUGCUCAUUUUUCAAGUACAGUAUUCCUAGGGUUUAUUACAACCGUCGGGCCUCAACAACCCCCUUUAAACAAAAUUAGAGCAGUUCCAAAAUCUCUAGUUAAAAAUGUUCAAAACAAGAAAUAUGCUACCUUCUAUUCUGACAAUAGUUUUUCGAUUGACAACUCCGGGGUGUUCAGUUCGUUGAACAUUCACUUUUUCAACGGAUUGGACAACAAAAAUUAUGAAGAAUUUCUAUUUAGGAAUUUCUCUUUAGACAUUGUUGUCAAAAUGAAAAAAAUAAAAUCAGUGAAUGAAGAUAUCUUUAAUUUAUGGGGAGACGAGAAACAAGAUUUUAGUGAAGAGGAUGAGCCAUCUUCUGAGUGGGAAGUAAUACCUCGAAGCUUUUAA